Spodoptera frugiperda (fall armyworm) is the source of this 3637-nucleotide messenger RNA. RefSeq names its product ATP-dependent DNA helicase pif1. Lineage: Eukaryota; Metazoa; Arthropoda; Insecta; Lepidoptera; Noctuidae. Gene Ontology annotation, molecular function: DNA helicase activity. The transcript has 2 exons. The coding region runs from base 2294 to 3637 and encodes 447 amino acids. The record is from RefSeq and is a predicted model, not a curated record. Gene Ontology annotation, biological process: telomere maintenance; DNA repair.
UUGUCUUUAGUGAAAUUCGUAUUUGAAAAAAGAAAUAUUGUUCUGGAUUAUUUUUUUUUGUAUUCAAUAGGCAGUUAUUGGGUUGUGGCAAAAAUAUAAUUUGCCUAGGACUAUAUAUAAGGGUAGAAAAAAAUACAUAAACCUCAAUUUUUCUCAUAUCGGUGGCUGUCCCUCUACUUUUUUUACUGACAAAAAUGCUUAUACACUUGUAAAAAUAAGUAAGUUAAGUAUGUAACUAAUUUUAUUUAAUAGACUAUUAGUUUUAUUAUUAACAUAGAGCAUAUUUUAAUACAUAACCGACGUUUAUAAUUACUGAGAGGCACAAACAUACUUGUCUCGAAAAAUGCUCUCAUAUCGGUGGCCAAAAGUAAUUUAAUCCUAACUUUACAUCGGCGGGUCCGACAGCGUCCCCACCCCAAUAUUAUUUCCCUCGUUAGUGUGCGCUAGCGCGCAGUGAAGACGGACGCGUGUCAAGUCGCUGCAUUUUCCCGCCAAUAACAUCCUGUGUAAUUUCGUGCGGUGCGGUCGCGGCGCCAGCGCCGGAGCGAUGUUGAUGUGGCUGCGGUUAUUAUAAAAACUUACUAUAUAAUACUAAUAAUGAUUUAUUAGUAUUGGGUUAUUGGUAAAACACUAACAACCUCUCAGGACUAUAUUAGUGACACCAUAAACAACAACUUUUGUUUUAUGACUUUUUACAAAACGUUAAUCUAUACAUAUAAUAAAAUUAUAACAACUCCAUGUCUGUACAUUACAGAUAUUUAAGAAAAAAUAAGAUGGGGGAUCUUUAUUCAACCAAUAGAAGCGAAAAACAUGAUUUAAAAAAUUUUUGUCUGUCUGUCUGUCUGUCUGUUUGUUGUUCGCUUUUCACGCAAAAACUACUGGACGGAUUUUGAUGAAACUUUUUUUGUUAUAUAGCUAUUAGUCCUCGCUAACAUAUAGACUAUCCUUUUUUUGGAAAUUCGCCCUUUAAGGGGUAAAAAGGGGAGGAGUAAGUUUGUAUGAAACUCCGUCAGUUUUGAAGCUAAUUCGAUUAAAAUUAAUAUUCGGCUAUUUGGUUACAAAUUAAGAAUGAUGCAAUGAGGAUUUUUGGAAAAUAUGCCUAAUAGGGGCUGAAAAAGGGGGGGUAAGUUUCCAUGAAACUCCGUUAAUUUUGAAGCUAAAUCGAUGAAAAUUAACGCUUUUUACGUGAAUUGCCCUUCGUUUUGUGACAUUUACCUGUUUAAAGAAUCAUAAUAAUAGUGGCGAGCUGUUGGGCAGUGGCGACCCCACGGACCUGACUCCCGGGAGAGGCCCUACUUUUUAACUCCGGUUAGUACUCGUGACUAUCCGGAGUGGCCUCUCCUACCUCACUCUUGCCUUAAUCGGCUGGUUUGAGUGGAGAUUCGCAAGAGUGGAGUUGCCUUCAGCUCCACUUGGGGGAAGGACGUAUCCCAGUAAGAUGCUGGUAGGGGUCUUGACCGUACUUCCGGGAUUGCUCUGAUAGCCGUGGGAUGCCCUCCCUUCCUCAAGCAGCUCAACGGAUGUUGCUUCCCUUGUCGCUACAUGCUAGCGGCCGUUUCAGGGGGCCCACUAUUGAGUUUGCGAGUCACCCCCUGCCUGUUUAUCCGUAUUUUUCAAUAUUGGUCAGGGGCAGGGGCCAUAGUCCCCAUAGUUAACCGGUUAACUAUUCCACAGCCACCCACACCCAUAUCCCUAACAUUUCCUUUUACCAUAUCUCACAAUAGUCCUGCAUCAACCGGGGAUUGUCCUUUGGUGUACUUCCAUAGUGCAUACAGGGAUAAUCGCCGGCUGAUGUCCCAUUACAUUUAGAUUAAAAUUGUUCAACGGGCCUCUGCGAGUUGGCUUCGGCCCCUCGUACGCCUUCCAAAGGUCCGGGACCCUGUGGUCCCGUGAUUAUGUAAAUAACAAUAAUAACAUAAGCUGGGAGUACCUCCACGCGGUGAAGGCGGUAACAGUUCAAUACUGGCUAAAACUCCCAUUUAACAUUAAUAGACGCCGACGGGGACAGCCGGUGGAAGGGUUUCCAGGAGUAUAUCGCGAGCAUGCACUAGGACGAGUGUACACGAUUCAUCCGAGUAAUAAUGAAUGUUAUUACUUGCGUCUUUUACUGCACACAGUCCGGGGAGCUACUUCUUACACAUAUUUAAAAACUGUUAAUGGUGUUGAGCAUUCCACCUUUCACGAAGCUUGCAGCGCAUUGCGUCUGCUAGAUGACGAUCGAAAUUGGGACGACACUCUUGAAGAGGCCGUAGUCAGCGACACUCCCAUCCGAUUGCGACAUUUGUUUGCAAUCAUGAUAGUGUUCUGCGGACUUGCCCAUCCAAUGCAGCUAUGGGAAAAAUACCAACGGCAUCUAUCCGAAGAUUUUCGUUUUGCGGCUAGGCGCGCUGAUGGAGAUAGUGUGGCAGAGUCUGACGAGCGUAUUAUUAAUCGUUGCCUUUGUUCACUUCAAGAUAUUGUGAUUUCAAUAGGUGGCAAUCCUUUGAGUCAUUAUGGUCUUCCAGAGCCGCAGGAAACCACUGAAGUUCGGCGUGUUGGUCGAGAGUAUGCAGCGGAGACAAAUUAUGAUCGUGCCGCGAUGGCCGAAAUCGUGAACAAUAAUAUUGGCACCCUCACAAAUGAACAAAAGUCUGUGUAUGAACGAAUUUUGAGAAGUGUCAGUCAACAGGAUGGUGGAAUAUUUUUUCUUGACGCCCCUGGUGGUACAGGAAAAACGUUUUUAACUAGACUGCUACUUGCUGAAGUGCGAAGACAAGAAAAAAUAGCACUAGCAGUCGCCUCUUCGGGUAUUGCAGCCACUUUACUUCCAGGAGGUAAGACCGCCCAUUCCAUGUUUAAGAUACCUUUGGACCUAGAUAUAAAUGAAACACCAGUUUGUGCCAUAUCCCGAAAUAGCGAAAAGGCAAAGAUUCUUGCAGAGUGCAGCCUAAUCGUUUGGGACGAGUGUACGAUGGCGAACAAAAAGGCCGUGGAAGCCGUUAAUCGCACUCUACAAGAUAUCCGGCGAAAUGAUCACGUUAUGGGAGGGGUUACAGUUUUAUUUUGUGGCGAUUUUCGUCAGACUCUACCCGUGAUUACCAGAGGAACUAGAGCUGAUGAGGUCGGGGCAUGUCUAAAACGCUCCGUGCUUUGGCUUCGGAUAGAAAAAUUGAGCUUGACGCAGAACAUGAGGGCUCACUUAGGUGGAAACCCCAGUGCGCAGGAAUUUUCUGGAGUUUUAUUAAAAAUCGGCGAAGGCUCAUUUCCCGAAUCAAGUAAUUCAGUAACUCUACCCGACAACCUAUGUAAAAUUGUUGCUUCGGUGGAGGAACUCAUUGAUUUGGUUUAUGGUGAUGUUUCCCAAUUAAUAGGUCAAGACAAUUCAUGGCUUUGUGAGCGAGCAAUACUUACGCCCAAAAAUGACCAAGCCGCUGCCAUCAACCAAAUUAUUCUAGAGCGAAUUGAAGGAGACCAAGUUGUAUACCGGUCUAUAAAUACAGUGGUAGAUCAAAUGGAUGUUACAAAUUACCCGGUUGAAUUUUUAAACUCUCUCGCUGCACCUGGACUCCCCGCACAUAAUAUUACUUUAAAAGUAGGCAUUCCCAUAAUGUUGCUUCGUAAUUUAACACCCCUAAGCUGUGCAAUGGAACUCGGCUAA